Molecule: messenger RNA, 2179 nt
Organism: Larimichthys crocea (large yellow croaker)
Lineage: Eukaryota; Metazoa; Chordata; Actinopteri; Sciaenidae
Gene: hs6st2
Product: heparan sulfate 6-O-sulfotransferase 2
Exons: 2
Coding region: 445-1848 (467 amino acids)
Cellular component (GO): membrane
Molecular function (GO): heparan sulfate 6-sulfotransferase activity
Source: RefSeq, a predicted model, not a curated record
CUUUGUGUCUCCAUGGUUCUGGGUUGGUAACACGGCAACGGGCAACAGCACGCAGCACAGUGACGUAAUACUCACGCCCAUAUCCAGCGCAGAGGCUGCUGGGAAGAAAGGUCAAGAAUCGAUGGCAGCGGAAGGUACGGACUGACUGCAGCUUCAAAGAUCACCGCUGUGUACGAGGGACUAGAAAUACCAAAACUACUACGUAACCACUUCAAACGAGACCUGUACGCGUCGCUGUUCACAGCUUAGCAUCGGUUAUUCGUAGAUAUCGUCCGUUUUUCUGCAGUCGACACAGCGGCUAGCUGCCGUUAGCUGGCUAGCAGCGCAUUGUUAUUGUUUCAGCUUCGUGUGGCGGCCGGAUAUAAACACCAAACCCCGGCGUGCCCCAGCCGAGGCCGGGGUCCGGGACUGCCUGAGUGAUGUUUUUCUGUCCGUCCCGGGAAGAUGGAUGAGAAGUCCAGCAGCAUCAGCCACCACCGGCUCCUGAUCGUCCUGCUCAUGGUGUUGCUGUUUGGCGUCAUUAUGAUCCAGUAUGUUUGCCCGAGCAGGUCCGAGUGCCACAUGUUACACCAUCUGGGAUCCUGGUUUAAAGACGGCGGUGCGUCUGGCUCCCGAAGCAGGGGUAAUGAGAUCCAAGACGGGCUCCAAAGAGAUCCGUACAUCGCAGAAGAUGGAGCUCUGGUCCGCUUUGUCCCUCGCUUCAACUUCACCAAAGUUGAUUUAAAUCGUGUUGUAGACUUCAACAUAAAGGGGGAUGAUGUUAUAGUGUUUCUGCACAUUCAAAAAACAGGUGGCACCACGUUUGGUCGACAUCUUGUGCGAAAUAUUCAGCUGGAGAGGCCCUGCGAGUGUCACGCAGGUCAAAAGAAAUGUACCUGCUUUCGGCCAGGCAAAAAAGAAACUUGGCUCUUUUCCCGGUUCUCCACCGGCUGGAGCUGCGGGCUUCAUGCGGACUGGACUGAGCUGACCAGCUGCGUCCCUUCACGCAUGGACUCGGGAGAGGUCCCGGAGAACCUGCCCAGGAACUAUUAUUAUAUAACCAUCUUAAGAGACCCAGUAUCGCGCUACCUGAGCGAAUGGCGUCACGUGCAACGUGGUGCCACAUGGAAGGCCUCCUUACACGUGUGUGAUGGACGUUCACCGACGCUGUCUGAGCUCCCAAGCUGCUACUCUGGGGACGACUGGUCAGGUUGCUCGCUGCAGGAGUUCAUGGACUGCCCCUACAACCUGGCCAACAACCGGCAGACCCGCAUGCUGGCUGACCUCAGCCUGGUGGGUUGCUAUAACGUCUCUGCCAUGAGCGAGGAAGAACGCUGGGCGGUACUUCUAGAGAGCGCCAAACGUAACCUACGUGGCAUGGCCUUCUUUGGGCUGACCGAGUACCAGCGGAAGACCCAGUAUUUGUUUGAGCGCACCUUCAACUUGGAGUUCAUCGCACCCUUCACGCAGCUUAAUGGUACACGCGCCUCCAGUGUCGAGGUACCUUCUGAGACGCAGCACAGAAUCCUCCAGCUGAACCGAUGGGACGUCGAGCUAUAUGAGUAUGCCCGUGACCUUUUCCUGCAGCGUUUCCAGGUGGCGAGGCAGCAGGAGCGCAGGCAGGCCAGGCAGAGGCGGCAGCAGGAGAGGAGGCGGCUCCGUGGAAGGUUCACAACAAAGCAAGGGACGCAGCUGAAGCCCACAGAAACACCACGCCAGCCUGACAGACACUCGGUAGUAACUGAGGAGCAGGACAGGGGGAAGGCUGAUGGAGACAAUGUGGAGUCAGAAAUGCUCCUCCCAGACUGGUGGGAUCUGGAUGAGAACAGCACGAUGGAGGACUACAUGGACAAUGUGGAACAGUGGUAGUGACAGGAACAGGAAGUAGGAUGUCUUAAUAAUAAGUGUGCCAAGUUCUGCCUUGUCUGAUCUUAAUGAAGUUAUUUUGAAUAUAUGCCUUCCACUACAUUUUCUUUUAUUCACGCCAUGAACUUGUGUCAUUAUUCUAUUUAUUGAUUCUGAUUGUAUUUCUUUGCCACAACUGACAUUCAUAAUGGAUACAUUUACAGAAAGAGAGGCUGCUUUAGGUACCUGCAAUCCGAUACCUGUCAUACUUUUCUCCUGGGUUCUUGUGACGUAGCUUGACAUGAGGAGAUGUUUAUUUUUUCUUUGUUUAAAAAAAGAACAGUGUAACACUUGU